Molecule: messenger RNA, 1314 nt
Organism: Candidozyma haemuli
Lineage: Eukaryota; Fungi; Ascomycota; Pichiomycetes; Serinales; Metschnikowiaceae
Gene: KTR2
Product: mannosyltransferase
Exons: 1
Coding region: 1-1314 (437 amino acids)
Biological process (GO): protein N-linked glycosylation; cell wall mannoprotein biosynthetic process
Cellular component (GO): Golgi apparatus; membrane
Molecular function (GO): alpha-1,2-mannosyltransferase activity
Source: RefSeq, a predicted model, not a curated record
AUGGCGUACCUCACCUUCAUACCCAUUGCUAUUCUAGCAGUAAUCUUGCUUAUACCCAGAGAAGCUCCACGCUUCUUUGAAUUCCACGACAAUAAUCUCAAUGAUCUACUAUAUCCAUCACAGGACCUGUCAGUAUGGGAGAAACUCACGUCUUGGGUGCCCACAGAAGCACCAAAGAGACUGAAUUCAGUCUUCAGAUAUAACCCUGCCAGAUUUGGAGAACAGAAACUAAGCUCCAAUUCUUUCUUUAACGAAGUACAGUUCGGCAAGGAUCGAGAACAGAUUGGCAAGGAAAAUGCCACGAUCGUGAUGCUUGUCAGGAACCUGGAGCUUAAAGGAGCACUAGACCUGAUGAGAUCGCUUGAAGAUCGUUUCAAUAAAGAUUACAAAUAUCCUUGGGUCUUUCUUAAUGAUGUGCCAUUCGAUCAGGAGUUCAUAGAUAAAACUACCAUGAUGGCCAGCGGAAAGACCUUCUACGAACUCAUUCCUCAUGAGGACUGGAGCAUGCCUCCUCACAUUGAUAAAGAGAAGUUUGAAGAAAACUUAAGAAAUUCUUGGGACGUGAUCUAUGGUCCAUCUCGCUCAUACAGAAACAUGUGUCAUUUCAACUCAGGCUUCUUUUACAGACAGAAGCGGAUGCUCAAUUAUGAAUGGUACUUCCGAGUGGAGCCUGACGUUGAAUACAUGUGUGACUUUCAAUUCGAUCCGUUCACUGUCUUGCGUGAGAAUAAGAAGGUCUAUGGGUUUGUCUUAGCCCUUCCAGAUUAUGAAAAUACCAUUCCUACGCUAUGGCCUACUGUCGAAGAAUUUAUUGAGAAAUACCCACAGUACCUCCACCCUAACAACGCCUACGAUUUCUUGACAACUAACGAAACGGACGUUUUCUUCGGAGUUACCAACCCCACCAAGAAUCUAUAUAAUAUGUGCCACUUUUGGUCGAACUUUGAGAUCGCAAAUCUCGAAUUCUUCAGAGGAGAGGCGUAUGGAGCAUUCUUUGACCAUUUAGACAAAAGCGGUGGAUUUUAUUACGAAAGAUGGGGUGAUGCACCUGUCCACACAGUUGGUGUAUCCCUUCUUUUAGACAGAGACCAGAUUCACCAUUUUGAAGAUAUUGGCUACUACCACGCACCAUACAUGGGCUGCCCUACGUCCGAGGAUGUACUCAUGGCUAAACGAUGCAUUUGCAGGGAGAAAGCUUUCGAUGGUUCGCUAUUGAGACCAAUGGAAAUCAGAGCACCUAGUUGUAUUCCUAGAUGGUGGAGAUACGGCAGUGGUAAGAGCUUCUUGAAUGAGGCAGAAUACACCUUUCGCUAA